UCAACCGUUUAUGAACGACGUUUUUGAACACGCUGUAUAGUGUUUAUCGUACUGGUUGCCGCUUGGUUUUUUAUUGUAAAUACCCGUGUUUUGGUUGUGAUAAAGCAGCUAUUUAAUAUCGUAGCUCGAUUGAUACUACACUGUGCGAAAAAUAUCGAGAGGAAUAUGGCGUUAAAGUAUUUAGCUCUGCUAGUGUUGUGUGUAGUUAAAGUGAAUUGUAUGGCGUUGAAGGGACCGCCUUUGACUAGGUACGACCCUUGUGGAUUGGGGGUCAUACAUUUUGAUAGACUGAUGACAAAUUACUGGCAAAGUGUGCUGCAUUUAGGACUGUACAAGAAUUUGCUUGAAGUUGAAAUUGAGAUUUAUUUUGAGAAGAAAGUGACGAUCUUUGGGGUAUCUCACAACUCAAGCGUCCUAUCAUUAGGAGAACAUGGAUUCCGCAUCCAGCCAAGAGGGCCGGUUCCUCAGCAGUUCAAAUUCUACAUGAUCCUGGAGGGUCUGGGAGAGAACGACCCGGACGUCCCAACUGUCACAAAGUUCACUAUGAAUAAUGUCACUCUGUGCAGUGCCGAUAUUAAGAAAAACCAAACAGUAGAAUCACUGGAUGUCACAAAGAAAGACGAGAAGCACCACAAACAUAUCUGCGGGAGACGGUCUCUGGACCACACCGAGCUGGUCUCCGUGAGGACCGAGGCUAAGGCCGGGGACUGGCCGUGGCAUGUCGCCAUCUUCAUAAAAGACCUCGCUUCUAACACAAUGUCUUACUACUGCGGAGGGAAUAUAAUAUCGAAGACUGCUAUAGUUACAGCUGGUCACUGUGUCAUCAAGGAUGGUCAGAGGGUGACAGCAGAUAGGAUUGUGGUUGUGGCGGGAACAAAUAAUCAUAAGGAAGUGGGGCAGAUUGGCAGACAAAGUCUUCCUGUAAAAGAAGUGGUCCUCCAUCCAAACUACGACGGCCAAGCUACCUCCGACGUGGCCAUUCUAAAAGUGGACAGGUUCAAAUACACGGCGUACGUCCAGCCUAUUUGUGUUUGGGGUCCUGUGUACGAUAAGCAGAAUCUGAUCGGCCGACAUGCCACGGUGGUCGGCUUCGGUCAUGACGUAGACAACAAUCCCUCGGACGUGUUGAGGGCUGCCUACAUCAUGGUGCAGAACGACACCACCUGCGUGGAUUACUCUCCAAGCAUCUACAAGGACCUCCUUAACGAGUUCACCUUCUGCGCUGGAUAUGGACCUACUUCUGGUAAUAACCCAAGAAACGGUGACAGUGGAGGUGGACUAGUCGUUCCAGUCAUGCAGCUGGACCACAAAGUGAGCUGGUUCCUCCGGGGGGUCCUGUCCAAAUGCGGCGUGGCCCCCGGCCAUACGGAGUGUGACCCCCGCUACUACGUCGUCUAUACUGACGUUGGCCCCCACUAUGGCUGGAUAUACCACCACUCGGGCUUGGUUUUUGGAACCAAUGUUCUUUCUGACCACGCUUAAAGUUAUGAGAUGUGUUUUAACUGUAACAAAAAGUAGGUACAUUAAUUAAGAAAUGAAUUAGAAAGCAUUUAUUACGGACUUGUACCAUUGUGAUAUUAUAUUAGGCUAGUUCAUCCAAAUACGCCAUAAAUUUUCUUAUGGUGCUCUAUUAUUAGGAAAAUGUUAUCUUUAAUUUUAAUAGUUUGUAACAUACAAUAACAUUUUCAGUUUACCUAUGUAAAAAUUAAAUAUACAAUAAAUAAAAGGACAGAAAUGUCACAAAACAAAAAUACGUAUUGUAGAGCGCAUAUUAAUCCAAGUUCUGACA
Molecule: messenger RNA, 1789 nt
Organism: Ostrinia furnacalis (Asian corn borer)
Lineage: Eukaryota; Metazoa; Arthropoda; Insecta; Lepidoptera; Crambidae
Product: clotting factor B
Exons: 7
Coding region: 166-1482 (438 amino acids)
Biological process (GO): proteolysis
Molecular function (GO): serine-type endopeptidase activity
Source: RefSeq, a predicted model, not a curated record